Molecule: messenger RNA, 5225 nt
Organism: Anolis sagrei ordinatus
Lineage: Eukaryota; Metazoa; Chordata; Lepidosauria; Squamata; Anolidae
Product: IgGFc-binding protein-like
Molecular function (GO): protein binding
Source: RefSeq, a predicted model, not a curated record
GAAGCAGCAGAAUUAUAAGAGGAAUGGAAAGAGCUCUUCUUCAUCAAGCCAAGACAGCUUUGCAGAAGCCAUGGCUAUGAAGAGAAUUGUAUUCCUCUUGAUUGGUUUGGCACUUUUGGCUGGACCAUGUUUAUCAAGUUCCCUUGGAAAGAAAUUUGUCACAGCCUUCCUAACCAAUUUAAAUCAAAACCAACGCAAUCCCAAGUUUGUGCUGCUCAUCACUGGAUAUCACCCUGAAACCAACGUCACAGUGACAGCAAACAAAAUGGUACAAAAAACCAUUUUUAUCACCAAAGGACAAACAUUUCCCAUUGAAUUUCCAGAAUCCCUGGAGAUCUUGCAAAGCGACAUCUCUGACAAGACAAUUUGGAUCGAAGCAGACAAAGAGAUCUCUGUGUUCUCCCACAAUAAUAAGGAUUACACAACUGGUGCCACAGUGGUGUACCCAUUGCAUCAAUUAGGAACCCUGUAUUACGUGGUAACUCCAGAGGGCAACAUGCAGAAUACAUUCAAGGAAUUUGCAGUUGUUGCCCAUGGAGUUCCUACUAGAGUUGAUAUUCGACUGCAAGGGACAGUGAAAUUUAAAGAAAAGGUUUACUUUGCAGGGGACAGACUGACAGUUGAUCUUCAAGCCUUUCAAACCAUCCAGAUUCAAAGCUCAGAUUAUUUAUCAGGCACCCAGGUUGAAUCCAAUGCAACGGUGGCUGUCUUGAGUGGGCAUAGCUGUGCUAUGAAGCACACACAUUGCGACCAUGUCAUUGAACAGCUCUUGCCUGUUUCCAGCUGGGGAACAAUGUUCCUCGUCCCUCCUCUAUCCUUCCAGAGGCGUUUUGACAUUGUGUAUGUAACUGCUUCUCAGCGUACUUCCAUGUCUUCCCAAUCUGGGCCAAACAAAGCCUCUUACCAAAUGGAAACUGGGGAGGUUAUCGAGCUAAAUGUUUGGCCCUCUCGGCCACUUUAUAUAUUGGCUGACCAUGGGGUCCAGGUCCUUUUUUAUUUCACUGGGUCUGUAAGAGGAAGUCGAUUGUAUGACCCAUUCCUCCUCAACAUCCCCCCUGUUACAAGCUAUUGCAACUCAUAUCAUAUCGUUGGAAUGAGUUCGUUUGAUAAUUAUGCUGUCAUCCUAGCCAAAACCCAAGAGUCCAGUGAAGUCACGCUAAACCAAAAGGUCACCAAGAACAUCCAUUGGAAACCAAUUCCUGGCACAGAAUAUUCUUGGGCUGAGCACAACUUGGGCAGAAGAGCAGCCUCCGCCUCCCUAGAGCACCCAAGCACUCCUUUUGGACUCUUCCUCAUUGGACUAUCAGAACGAGAUGGUUAUGGAACUGUGGCACUUUGUUCCUCCCCCUCCCCCAGCUGUCCAGCUAAUAGUCACCAUGAAGACUGUGCCAAUCUCUGCUCCAGCAGAUGUGCCGGAUACACAGAUCCAUGCCCACAAUCCUGCUCUGCAGGCUGCCAGUGCGAUGAUGGCUUCCUCUUUGAUGGCGUUAGCUGUGUUCCUCCUGAGAACUGUGGGUGCUUUGUGAAUGCAGGCCAACUCAAGCCUAAUGAAACAUUUCUGCUGAAUGAGUGCCAGGAGAUUUGCAUCUGCAUCCCAGAACAGGGUCUGAUAUGUGAGACUCACAGCUGUGGUGCCAAUGAGACUUGUGAUUUGCAAAAAGGAGCCCAAAGUUGUGUUUCCAAUGUCCCUUUAUCCUGCCCUGAGAACAGCCACUACGAGGCCUGUGGAACUGCCUGCCCUGCAACCUGUUCUGACCGCACCGCUCCCUUGACAUGCAAUGAUACCUGUGUUCCCACCUGCCAAUGUAACAAGGACUACGUUCUUAGUUCUGGUGAAUGUGUCCCAGUGGAGACCUGCAACUGCACUUAUCAAGGUACAACUUACAAGGCAAAGGAGGAGUUCUGGGAUGACGAAGACUGUCAUACUCUCUGCAAGUGUGACCCCACAUUAGGCAAGGUUGUGUGUCAAGAAGAUUCCUGCAAAGGCAACAAGAAGUGUAUGGUGGUCAAUGGAGUCCGGGGCUGUCAUGCCCUAAUUCAUUAUACCUGUAUAGGAUCUGGAGAUCCUCACUACACCACCUUCGAUGGGAAGAAAUAUGAUUUCAUGGGAACAUGUAUUUACCAGAUGGUGGGGCUCUGCUCAAAAGAUCCUACCCUCACCCCGUUUUUGGUCAGCGUGGAGAAUAACAACCGAGGGAACAAAGCAGUGUCCUUCACUAAAGUGGUGACUCUGGAGGUGUACAACAUGACCAUCAGUCUUAGCCAAGAGUACCCAAACAAGAUUCAGGUCAAUGGAAUCUUUGUCAACCUACCUUUCUUCUAUGAAAAUAAAAUCACAGUCUACACCAGUGGAGUCCAUGGCUUCAUCAAAACAGACUUUGAUCUGAAAGUCAGCUUUGAUUGGUACAGCUAUGCCAGGGUCAUUCUUCCCAGAACCUAUGCCAAUGCUGUCUGUGGGCUCUGUGGCAAUGCCAAUCAGGAUUCCAGUGAUGAUUUUGCCAUGAAGGAUGGUACUGAAGCCAAUGAUGAAAUCCAAUUUGCAAACAGCUGGAAGCUGAAGGAGACCCCAGGGUGCUCAGGAGGAUGUACAACUGAUUGUCCGGUAUGCCAGGAAACAGAAAAACAGAUCUAUAAGGAGGACGAGUUUUGUGGGAUCCUUGUUAAAAUGGAUGGGCCAUUCGGACCAUGUCAUGCAGCCAUUGACCCAACAUCCUACUUUGAAGAUUGUGUCUUUGACACCUGUGCAUACAAGGGUCACCGUGCCAUACUCUGCAUUGCCAUCACUGCCUACGUGACAGCAUGCCAUAAUCUUGGUAUUCAGAUUGGGCAGUGGAGAUCAACUUCUUUCUGCAGCCUUAUCUGUCCCCAGCAUUCUCACUAUGAGCUCUGUGGAAAUAGCUGCCCUGCUAUGUGUCACAAUGCCUCUUCAGAAACAUGUGAGGCAUGCGUAGAAGGAUGCUUUUGUGAUUCUGGAUUCCUCCUCGGUGGGGAUCAAUGCAUCCCUCAGGCAGAAUGUGGCUGUGUGCAUCAGGGCAGAUACUACAAGAAGGGAGAAGAAUUCUACUCUUCCACCUCCUGUGAGGAGAAGUGCCAAUGCAUGGAUCAUGGAACUGUCAACUGCCAGCAAUUCUCCUGUGGAUCUCAUGAGGUCUGCAUUCUGGAGAAUGGCAUUCUGGGUUGCCAUCCCAUUGGAUAUGGGACUAUGGUAGCAUUUGGAGGUGUUCAUUAUAUAUCCUUUGAUGGGGUAAUUGUUACAUUUCAUGGCACUUGCACCUAUAUCUUAGCCAAAGUCUGCAGCAAGGAUCCACAGGUAGUGGAUUUCUCUGUGUCAGUGGCGAACGAGAAGCUUGAUGGUGACCCCUUGAUACUCAUAAAGGAGGUUGUGGUCUCUAUUCAUGGAUAUACCAUUGUACUGGCGAGGACAGUGAAAUGGAAGAUUAUGGUUGAUGGAGAGUCUUAUACUCUGCCAGUGAACAAAGGGAAUGGAAAACUCUGGAUCACUCAGGAGGGGAAUAACAUCGUUGUCCAAUCCUCCUUUGGCCUCACGGUCCUCUAUGACACCUCUUCCUUCGUUCAUGUGUCUGUGCCUAGCAAUUACCAGGGACACAUGUGUGGCUUGGGAGGCAACUUCAAUGGAGACAAGAGGGAUGAUUUCAUGCUGCCCAAUGGAGAACACACUCCAGACAUGGAAGAGUUUGGGGCCUCUUGGAAGGUCCCUGGAAAUGGUACCAUUUGCUCUGAUGGCUGUGGGGAGAGAUGCCCCACAUGUAUGGCAACCAAGACUGAACCAUACAAGGCUGAGAGCUCCUGUGGAAUGAUCAUGUCCAAAUCAGGGCCAUUCAGAGAUUGUCAUGCCUUUGUGAGCCCUGCUGAGUACUUUAAGCAGUGUAUCUUUGACAUGUGUAGGACUGAUGGGAGAGAAGAAUCUCUCUGUCGGAGUCUUCAGGCCUACGUGACUGCAUGUCAAGCAUCUGGAGCCAAGAUUGGAGCCUGGAGAACAGCCUCUUUCUGCCCUCUCGCCUGCCCACCCAACAGCCAUUACGAGAUUUGCUCUUCACCCUGUGACACUAGCUGUGCCGGUUUGUCCACUCGAAUCCAGUGCACAAGGAAUUGCUUUGAAGGCUGUGAGUGUGAUGAAGGCCAUAUGUCAGAUGGGGAGGCCUGUGUGCCUAUUGAGAGGUGUGGCUGUGUACAUGAGGGACUCUAUCUCAAGGCUGGAGAGAGCAUCUUCUCAAACAACUGCACUGAGAAGUGCACCUGUAGCCGUAUCUCUAGCCAGCUCACCUGUGAAAAAGUGAAUUGCACAUCUGGAGAGACCUGUAUCUGUACAGAUAUGGUUGAUGGAUCUGGACAGGGAGAAGGCCACUGCAAGAUCUCCUCAGAAGCCCAGCUCAAUUCUUUCGAUGGUGGCUCAGGACAUUUCCUCUGCAGUGGGGUCUACGAUUUGGCUCUUCUUUGCAAUGACAGUGCCAUCCCUUGGUUCAGGGUCUCAGUCCGCAUUGGAAAGGACAGUGAUGAUGGACCAGUUGUUGGGGAGGCCAUCUAUGUUUUCUUCCAAGAUACAUUUAUCACUGUGAGAAAUAGCAAGAUAUGGGUAAAUGGACGCCCAGUAUGGCUGCCAUACAACAAGAAUGCUGUAUCUGUGAGACAGAUUCAGGAUGGGAGUAUGGUUGACCUGGAUUCACUGGUGCAAGUUCACCUUCAUCACAAUGGAGAAGUGAAGGUGAAGGUCAAGGAAAUCCUUGCUGGGAAGCUGUGUGCCCUGUGUGGAAACUUCAAUGGGGACAAGUCUGAUGAUUUGAAGCUGCCCACUGGGGAGUCAGAGAAGGAUACUGCUGAAUUCCUUCAUGCUUGGAAAGCCAAGGACUUAUAAAGUUUAAAAGGUCGUAUAUGGACACUUGCUCUGCAAUUUCAGCUCAAGACCUGCCUGCACACUGGCUUCUCUUUCUUUGGCCUUCUUCUGGAAGUGACGUGUGGCACUGAGCUUUGGAUUGACAUCAAAUAAAUAGACAUUAAGAACAUGCAUGUCCCAUGAAAACAUCAUUGUUUCCCACCUCCAUCAUUCUGUAACCAGGAACAGAAAAAAAUAUGUUGAGCCUCUAAAGGGAUUAUUCUAGUCUUGGACAUCUUCAGAAAGCAAAGCCUUUGCAUUGGGAUGACCUCGUUCCCAACUCGCUCAAUUCCCAAAAUAAAAACAAAGUGUAUAUCAGAGCCUUUUCAUACUA